Pelobates cultripes (western spadefoot toad) is the source of this 33211-nucleotide messenger RNA. Lineage: Eukaryota; Metazoa; Chordata; Amphibia; Anura; Pelobatidae. The record is from the annotation of a GenBank genome assembly.
CGGAAGUGCAUUUCAGCUCGACGUUCGAGAGCUUCCUGGGUGAGGACAGCGGUGUGUGUGUUGUAUGUAUUAACAUGUCGUAUUCGGUUUUAUUAAGAGCGAAAAGAAAACGUUCUAGCAGGCAUUAAUUAGUCAGAUCUGUUUUAUAGGACUUUAACCUGAAAGGUCCUGUGAUCCCCUCGUCCACGGAGAGCAGGGGGUAUUUACUACAGUGGGAGUUCAAAGUGAAGUUUAACUUAAAGGGACAGUAUAGUCACCAGACCCACUGCACAUUAUUGUAAUGGUUCUGGUGUCUAUAGCCUGUCCCUGCAGGCUUUCUAAUGUAAACACAACCUUUACUGAGAAAGGACAGUGUUUACAUUGCUGGCUAGUUAACAUCUAGCGCCGGUCACUCAGAGGGCAACUAGGGGAGCUUUCUGGGAUUCAGGGUCACCACACUCUGCAUGGACAUGCUGUACGUUCUCUAUAGAGAUGCAUUGAUUCAAUGCACCUCUAUGAGGUGAUGCUGAUUGGGGUAGGGUUUUGACAUACAUGUGCAAUAGCCUCCUAAUGCUUUCCUAUGAAAAAAACUUUGGAUUUGCUGAGAUCAUCAAAUCAGAUUAUCCGCGCUGCAGCAUUGGGAAAAAGGUUAGCAAAGUAACCUAUUUUAAUGUAAAAAGAUGAGGGCCCGCGACCUAUAUAGUGAUUUUACCACGUUAGGGUCAAGAAUACAUUUGUGUUCCUGUCACUAUAGUGUUCCCUUAAAUGAGAGAAAUCAAAGGGAUUUAAAGCUUUAAGUCAAAAGUAGCUAAUGUGGAAGGGUUGAUGACUUAGAGAAAUGUUCAUUUACAGCUGUUUUGGCUUAGAAUUUGAAAUUCGCCUGGAAUUCUGACGUUUGUAAAUAACCCUGUGCAAUAAUUGUGCUGUUAUAUGAGUCGUAUGAGGAUGCUCAGGGUAAACUUUUAGUUGAACAUACAGACUAUUAUUAGGCUUGUGCAGACAUACAGCAGGGAUGCUGUCCUUCGGGCAGCAAGCAGGAACUGGCAGAUAAUGCUUUAAUUUUUACAGUUAUUAUGAUUGACCGGUGUUAGUGACAGGUGUUAAUGAAGCAUGCAUUUUUGACAAGUGAUUGGCUUACAACAAAUAUACUACACACUGUAAACUGAGAAUUGUCAGGUAUUCAAAGUGAAUAUCAUUUCAAUAACACAUUCCAGUUUGAAUGCUAAGCUAUUCUCACUUCUGUGAAUGUUAAUUUUAGGCUGAAAUAGUUAAAUUGUGAAUGUCAGGUUAAAAUAGCGAAUUUGGAAAAAGUCAGCUGUAAUUAUAAUUCGGACUAAAAUUAAAAUUCACUUGAAUUUCAAGCAACUCUCACUUUAGUUAAUAACUUUACUCCAGGCUAGCUAAAAUGGGUAAGGCUUGCAAAAAUCUGCAAUAAUGGCUCGUCUUGUGUGUGAUUUAUACAUUUUUUUUUAUUUUUUUUUAGUAGGGAGAGGAUAAAAAGGAGUUAAAAAAAAAAAAAAAAAGAAUGGGCUAGUGACAUAAAGAGACAUGGAAACAACUGGUGAUCUGUGGACCAAGUGGCAUCUGUAGAGAAUAGUGAUACUGAAAGGGCAAGUAACAAAGUGACACUCCAUAACAUAGAUGCACCAGAAACAAGUAAAUCAAAUGUACAUUUGGUGGCAAGAAACCGUUUUAUGUCUGAAUCAUUCCAUAUCAGGUGAUUCAAUUCACAUUUAUAUUUCGUAUUAUUUUACUCAGUAUACUUAAAGGGUUACUGCAACCACUAUGACCACUUCACUGACUUGAAGUGGUCAUGAUGGUAGGAGUCUGGAUGUGCAGUUUUUCUGCAUGAAACACUGCACAUUCAGAAUUAUUUUUAAUUGUAUGCCGGGGGCUAGUUUCACCCCCUAAACAAGGCUGCCUAUUGUCAGCUCUGUGCAUAUUCAAUAGGGAUUGACUGAUAUUGAUUUUUUUUUAGAGCCGAUACCGAUAAUCUGUUAGCCGAUAACGUACCAAUAUUCUGUACAUUUACCAUUUUGAAAAAAUAAACUAUUUCUACACAAAUCUACUGUAACUGAACAUGUUUAUUAUUUAUUGUUUGCAAAUCUUUUUUUUUUAUUAUGGUAAAUGCACAAAAUAUACGUCCUGUCAGAAUUUUUUUAUGUUUUCAAGAAUAUGUGUGUGUGCAGUGGAUGCAGUGAGAGUAUUUGAUUAGUGGAUGCAGUGUGUUUGUGUAGUGUGUGUAUAGUGAAUUAAGUGAGUGUGUGUGUGUAUGUGUGUAUAGUGAAUGCAGUGAGUGUGUGUUUGUGUAUAGUGAAUGCAGUGAGUGUGUAGUGUGUGUGUAUAGUGAAUGCAGAGUGUUUGUGUUGUGUGUAUUUAAUGAAUGCAGAGUGUGUGUUUGUGUAGUGUGUGUGUGUGUGUGUAUAGUGAAUGCAAUGUGCGUAAAGUGAAUGCAGUGUGUUUUGUGUAGUGUGUGUGUAUAUAAUGAAUGCAGAGUGUGUAUAGUGAAUGCAGUGUGUUUAUAUAAUGCAGAGUGUGUGUGUUUGUGUAGGUAUGUUAACCCCUUAAGGACUGAGCCAAAUUUGAACGCCAAUUUUGGGCAGUGUUUGUGACUAAGGACUUCUGAAAAAGACUGGACAUACCUCAUUUGCAAUACCUAGGGUUGUCUACUCUUGCAAAUGGUGUGCCAUCAUGGGGGUCAUUUUCAUUCCUGUGCUACCAUACAGUCUCAAAGGUCCUGGAAAGUUAUAGGGUUAAAUAUAGUGCUAGCAAAUGAAAUUUCCUGGACUUUUGGCCUGGGUUGUCAGGCAGGUCCCGCGAAUUGUAAUUAAUAAAAUGACCUAAUUAUGUAAAAAUAUUCCAUAAAUAUAUGUGUAGAAUUAUUAUAUAUAUGUGUAUAUCUAAUUUUUUAAUAUGAUUUUUAUUUAUAUAUAGGGGUGUGCGUGUGUGUGUGUUUGUAUGUAUAUAUGUGUGUGUGUAUAUAUAUAUAUAUAUAUAUAUAUAGUGAUAUAUACGUAUACUUAUGUGUGUGUGUGUGUAUAUAUAUAUAUAUAUUUCGUUCUAUGUGUAUUUUGAUAUCAAUAUAUAUAUAUAUUAAUAUCAAAAUACAGUUAGAACGAAAUGACACAUAUAUUUUUAUAUUUUUUAAUGUAUUUACAUUAUAUAUAUAUAUAUAUAUAUAUAUUUAUUUGUGUUUUAUACUUUAAUUUUAUUUUUUUCAGGCAGCAGGGGGAGUACCCUUCAUUCCUGCUGGCACUGCAGUGGAUGGCUAUGCUGUCCAUGUGAUCGUGAGGUCCUAGCAAGGACCUCGCAAUCACAUGACCCAGGAGGACCGGAACAGCAGCAAGGGGACUCCCUGGGAUGCCAGGUGAGUCCCCCCACCGCAAUCGCUGGCGUUUAGAGCCGGGUCCCCAUAGAACGCCCGCCGUCCUUAAGAGGUUACGUGUGUAAAAUUUAGUUUUAGUUUUCCAUGGUGGUCUGGUGUCAAGAACUGUGCAGCAAGCUCUUACUUAUCUUUCCUUUAGCUCCCCUGUCUAACUCUCGCGGUAACUCAUGGUAACCCUUGGCAACACUCCGACGGCCGCAUGACUCACGAGAUUUAGACAGGGGAGCUGAAGGGAAGAUAAGUAAGAGCUUGCUGCGGGCCCUCCAGGACUGCCGGGCUUGUCAUGGGCCCUGCGGUCCUGGCCUGCAUUAUCUGCAAUAUCGGUAUCUCUGUAGACCGAAAAGCUGAAAAAUUGCCGAUUAAUAUCGGCCAGACCGAUAAUCGGUUGAUCCCUAAUAUACAAGCACACCAUUUUUCUGAGUAGGACCAAAGGAACACUCUGAGUACCAUAACAACGUCAUCUCAGUGGUGAUGAGAGGUCCUGGUUGCUGUUUUACGUUAAUUGGUUAAACUAUUCAUGAACUGUUUAAAUUGUUACUCCAAGUAUUUGACCACUUUAUAGAGAAAAGGCAGUGUUUCCCUUGCUUCCUAGGAACACCUCCAGUGUCAGUCACUCGGACAGCCACUAGAAGUGCUUUCAGGGUCGCAUCACUAAUGUUCACUAUCUCCAUGGGAGAUGUGACUAGAACUGCAUAAAUAAAUUAAUUUAACUCCUAAAUGACAGAGAUUUUAACAAUGAGACUGCAGGGGCAUGAUCUAUACACCUAAACUGCUUAAUUAAGCUAAAGUUCUUUAAAGGGACACAAUAGGCAGCCAGAUCACUUCAUCUCAUUGAAGUGGUCUGGGUGCAGUGUUCCUGUGCCUCGUAGUCCUUCAAUGUUGCAGUUUUAGAGCAAUGCUUUCCUAUGGGGAAGACCUAAUGAACGUGCAUGCGCUUGUCGCGCAUUUGCAGUAGGUCUCCCCAAUCUGAUGACAUUGGGAGAUGCGGACCAUGAUCUAGUGCCGAGGGACCUUGACACUGGAAUCGAGUAAGUGAAGAAAGGGUUAUUUAAUUCUUUACUAUGUUAGGAGUAGGCUGCGUAGGCAGAGGAACACAGUCUUAGGAAUACAUCUUUGUAUACAUCAAAAUGUUCCUUUAAGCACUGUUACGUGUCUUGACGAAAACCAGCACUUAUAAUAUUACAAAUUAAUCAAUAAGGUGUGGGCAUGUUUUGAGCCUUUGUGUUAUGUUUGAUGCCACUAGUUCUGGAAUAAAGCUUUUUAAUAUUUUUUUCUGAUGUGUUUAUUUUAGGUGUGGCAUGUUAUCUGAAGAUUAGAAUUCCUUUUUGUCUGUUUUUCUCACUCACAAAUGAUGAAUCCCAACAACCCAUUUACAGAACUUUCAGCAGGGGUGUCUGGAUCCCAGAAUCAGAACAGCUUCUUGUUUGGGCAGCCCUCUGUGUUUGGAAAUACAAGUGCAGAUCAGUCCACUCCAGUUUUUGGACAAAAUGCUACUGGCCAGUCUGCUCCUGCAUUUGGAAAUGCUUCUUCAGGCCAAGGUGCACCUAUGUUUGGACAAUCCAUUACUGGUCAUUCUGCCAACAUGUUUGGUCAGACUACUACUAAUCAGUCCGCUUCCAUUUUUGGACAAAUAACGACUAGUCAGUCUGCUCCUGUCUUUGGGCAAGCAACUACUACAAAUCAGUCUACUCCUGCUUUUGGUACUAGUCAAGUUGCUACUGCUUUUGGUCAAGCUUCAUCUGGUCAGUUGCAGUCUGCUCCCACAUUUGGACAAAUUUCAACGGGUCAGACUGCUCCAGCAUUUGGUCAGGCUACUAUUGGAAAAUCUACAUCUGCCUUUGGACAGACUACCAAUGGACAAUCUGCUUCUAUGUUUGGACAGUCUGCUUCAUCAUUUAGACAAAGCUUGACUGGACAGUCUGCUUCCCCCUUUGGACAAACCUCUGCCCUCUUUGGAGCGACUACUACAGGUCAGCCUACUUCUUUAUUUAGUCAGUCCAACACUAGCCUCACAGUUUCCCCAUUCGGACAAGUUGCUACUAGUCAAUCUGCACCUCAGUUUGGACAGACUAUAUCUAACCAGUCUGCAACCUCCUUUGGACAGAUGUCUUCUAACCAGUCUGCAACUCCUUUUGGGCAGGCUGCAUCUAACCAGUCUACAACCCCCUUUGGGCAGGCUACAUCUAGCCAGUCUUCAGCCCCCUUUGGACUGGCUACAUCGAGCCAGUCGUCCGCCCCAUUUGGACAAGCUACAUCGAGCCAGUCUGCAGCCCCCUUUGGACAGGCUACAUCGAGCCAGUCUUCAGCCCCCUUUGGACAAGCUACAUCGAGCCAGUCUUCAGCCCCCUUUAGACAAGCUACUUCGAGCCAGUCUUCAGCCCCCUUUGGACAGGCUACAUUGCGCCAGUCUUCAGCCCCCUUUGGACAGGCUACAUCUAGCCAGUCUUCAGCCCCCUUUGGACAGGCUACAUCUAGCCAGUCUCCAGCCCCCUUUGGACAGGCUACAUCUAACCAGUCUCCAGUCCCCUUUGGACAGGCUACAUCUAGCCAGUCUCCAGCCCCCUUUGGACAGGCUACAUCUAGCCAGUCUCCAGCCCCCUUUGGACAGGCUACAUCUAGCCAGUCUUCAGCCCCCUUUGGACAGGCUACAUCUAGCCAGUCUUCAGCCCCCUUUGGACAGGCUACAUCUAGCCAGUCUUCAGCCCCCUUUGGACAGGCUACAUCUAGCCAGUCUUCAGCCCCCUUUGGUCAGGCUACAUCUAGCCAGUCUUCAGUCCCCUUUGGUCAGGCUACAUCUAGCCAGUCUUCAGCCCCCUUUGGACAGGCUACAUCCAGCCAGUCUUCAGCCCCCUUUGGACAGGCUACAUCCAGCCAGUCUUCAGCCCCCUUUGGACAGGCUACAUCCAGCCAGUCUCAGCCCCCUUUGGACAGGCUACAUCCAGCCAGUCUUCAGCCCCCUUUGGACAGGCUACAUCCAGCCAGUCUUCAGCCCCCUUUGGACAGGCUACAUCCAGCCAGUCUUCAGCCCCCUUUGGACAGGCUACAUCCAGCCAGUCUUCAGCCCCCUUUGGACAGGCUACAUCCAGCCAGUCUUCAGCCCCCUUUGGACAGCCCUACAUCCAGCCAGUCUUCAGCCCCCUUUGGACAGGCUACAUCCAGCCAGUCUUCAGCCCCCUUUGGACAGGCUACAUCCAGCCAGUCUUCAGCCCCCUUUGGACAGGCUACAUCCAGCCAGUCUUCAGCCCCCUUUGGACAGGCUACAUCCAGCCAGUCUGUUCCUCUGUUUGGACAGGCUACAUCCAGCAAGACUGCAACUUUUACUACACAACCGACAUCCAUUUUUGGAAAACCUGCAUCCAUAUUUGGACAAGCCACCACUGAGUCUCCUACUACCUCUUCAAAUGACCGUGGUUUUGGAUUUGCAAAGUUAAAUGCUGCAGAGACUCAAUUUGGGAAAGUUACAACUGGACAGAGAUUUGGAUUUGGGCAGGGAUCAUCUACAUUUGGACAACAACCUGGAAGCCAGUCAUCUGGCUUUGGGCAUGCUAAUUCUGGGCAGACUGGUGUUCAGUUAUCUUUUAAUCAGAGUGCUAGUGGAGUUGGACAGAGCAGUCCAGGGAAGGCUCCUCUCUUUGGAGAGACUUCUGGAAAUACUGUAUUUGGGCAGCAAACAUCUCACUCGGGGCACUCUGUAAGUGAAACGCAUACACAGAUGAACACUGAAUCUGAUUCUACAGAUUCAAAAGUAUCUACCAGCACAACAUCAUCUACGUUUGCACAGAUGUCUAAUGUGCCUGGAUCAAAUUCAGAGAACAGAUUCAAGCCUCCUGCAAAUUCUACUUUCAAGCCAAUCUUUGGAGCAGUCAAUGUACCCGAAAAAUCUAAGAGCCAUGGUCCCACAUCUUUCACCUUCCAAAAUUUUGCUAAAAAUGAAUUGGGGAAUCAAAAAACAAAUGACGGUCAUCAUGAUGCAGGCUCAUCAGGUGAAAUUAAAAGUGGUGGAAACUUCUCUUUUUCUUCAUUUGACAAGAGAAACAAGGAUGAAACGGUGGCAUCACAGUUGACAUUGAAAAGUGUAGGAAGUAAUUUCAGCAGUUUUGUUAGCCCUAACACCAGUGAUGGGCAGUCACAGCUUUCAGAAAAUUUCAGGAAAGAAGAAUAUCACAGAGGUUUCAAGAGGAAGGAAGGCCAGGAGCUUUCCUCUGUUAAACAUGUACCCCCUUCUUCAGAAGAGUCAUCCUCCAUGCCACAAACCGAUCACCCUCCCGUGAAGAGGCAUGGCAGACUUGGACACCAACUCACUGGAGGUGCUAAUCUUUUGGUGAGAAGCCUGUAUGAUGUUGUAAAGAGUCACAUGAAGACUGAACAUAAAAAUAACAAAAAGGAAGAAUUAAGUACAAGCCAACAGCCUACAGAUUCCGAGUCUAAUAAUUCUUCACAGCCAGCCAAUCAGUCCAUGCACACUAAAGAUUUUUCUGCUUCUGGGUCUAUCCUGCAAACUACCAACAAAGUCCAACCUUCAGCUGGCCCUGGCCAAACUGUUUCUGGUAAAAAUCCGAUAUCUGUUGGACCAAGCCCAACAAUACCUAGCCGAACAAUUUCUACUAUAGUUACAGGCAACCAAACCACUCCCAGAACCUAUUCUAUGGCACGAUCUAAUCAACCAGCACUUGGCAGACCUCAACCUCUGUUACAGAUAGAAACAUCAUCUGAAGACAUAACAGGUAUGCACAGCAAUUUCUGAAUUUUCUAGGCAUCACUUUUUACUUUUAUCCACUUAGACAAAGUUGUUGUUAAAAGGAACAUCUAGACCAGUGGUUUCCAACCAGUGUGUGCCAAGCCACCUCAAAGUGUGGCAUGUUCAUACUGACUUUGGGCUUUGAUAGGUUGAAUUCAGUCCCUAAAAUGUGUUAACAAGUGUCACUAUUACAGUUUGCAUUCCUACUGUUAAUAUUAAUAAGUCAAUUUGGCAAGGUAUGCAUAUCCCUCUAACAAGGAUCCAGGCAAAUGUUACAUUUAAAGGCAGCUUAGGAAGGUAAAAAAUCAAGUCUGCCCUUGAAAUUGUUCUAUCAUUGAAAUGUGCCCUAGCCCACAAAAGCUUUGAAACUACUGCUCUAUGUAACAACACAAGUCAUGUUUCAGUUAAUUAAGCUUUUCUUCUUUACUGAGCUGCACAAAUGCCUCUAGUGGCUGUCACAGAGUUGUUUCCCCAUUGCAGUUGGCAGAAUUUACAUUUUUCAUUCUCACACGCAAUGCUGACACUGAAUGAUGAUUAUUCAUCUCUAUGAAGAUAUGCGGAUUGGUGCACAGCGACAAAUUCUGCACAUUAGGCCCCCAAUGCUUCUAUAUGGAGCUGCAUUGGGAUUGGCUGAGAUUAUCUCAGCAAGGGCAGACUGGUGGCCCCAGUGAGGGAUAAAUGGUGAGUGAAUAUGACUAAUUUUACUUGUAAAGGGUGGCCUCCGAAUCACUGCAAAUAAACUGCAUGAUUGUAUUUCUAACAUUAGAGUUUUCUUUUAAGAACCUUAGAGUAUAACCAGUGUCUGUCUUGUAUGGUUUAUUGGUUGUCACUGUGAUGGCUGCAUUUUAUUACAUACUGCUCCUAAUAUUUAUAUGUGUGAAUUUAUUAUUAUUUUUUUUUUUUUACUUUCGCUGUCAGCUCUUUCUAAAAAGAUCCCAGUACGUAGAGCCCGGCGUUCAGAUAGUGAAGACAGUGUGACUGCUUUGUCUCAAAAUGAACUGACUGCUAUACAGGUUCGAAACGUCCCUAAGCGUCUGAAUCAAAAAAAGUAUCUUGAGAAAUAUUUCAGCAAGUUUGGAAAGGUGCAGCGUUUGUACUGCAGGCAAGGGAGCAACAUGGUGAUUGUUCAUUUCUUCAAUCACGUAAGUUACAUUUGGAAUAUAAAUCUCUUGGGGUGGGGAAGAUAAACAGUUACAAAAAAAAAAUUGUGCAGAAUUAUAGCAGUUUCUUUACUCCUGUAUUGUAUUAAGAUUGCAGUGUGUGUGUGUGUGUGUGUGUGUGUGUAUAUAUAUAUAUAUAUAUAGUCUCUUACAGACUGAAACAUUGACUGGAACGUUGUGUGAAUUUGUAAUUGCUCAAUAAAGCAACAGAUGAAAUUUACCUUGAAAGACUCCUGAGUGCUCUCUACUGGUAUUGUGUGUAUGUAUUUAUAUAUAUUUUUUUUUAUUUUUUUAAUGUUAUGUUUAGCUUGACUCUCCUGUCAUGUUUUGGACAUCUCACAUAGCUGAUUGUAUAAAUGCAUAAUGGUAAUAUGUAUGCUAUGGGAACAAAAUAGCUUUUAAGAGGCUCUGGAAAAUGAAUACUUAAUUGACACUCUAAUCACCAGAACAACUGUAGCCUAAUGCAGUUGUUCUGGUGAGUAUAGUCAGUCUAUGCAUGCUUUUUAAUGUAAUCACUGUCUUUUUAGAGAAAAACACAGUGUUUAUAUGACAGCCAAGGGAUAUUUCCACUGGCCACUCCUCGGACGGCAACUAAAGGUGCUUCCUUGGUCAGUGCUGCACAGUGUACAGACCUGACGUUCAGUGUCUCCAUGCUCUGCCGACCACCUAAACUGUGGUUUUAGAACUGUAGUGUCAGGAAUACAUAUUUGUGUUCCUAAUACAAUAGUGCCCUUUUAUACUACUAAGGUGAAGUGAUUUAUGUAUAUCUCCAGAACACUGAGAUAGCAGUAGUAUAGUCAACCUUCGGCACUCCUAGAUGUUAUGGAUUACAUCUUCCUUGAUCCUUUGCCAACAAUAUGGCUGUAAGAACAUUAUGGGAGAUGUAGUCCACAACAUCUGGAGUGCCGAAAGUUGCCUACACUUGCCCUAAAACAUGCUUCAACUUUAUUUAUCUUAUUUAUUUUUAAUUGGAGUUAGUUUUGUAACCCCUUAAGGACACAUGACAUGUGUGACAUGUCAUGAUUCCAUUUUAUUCCAGAAGUUUGGUCCUUAAGGGGUUAAAGGGGCACUGUGUCUUUCCAGGAUUUAUAACUGAGCACCACCUUAGCUUCCUGUAAAUCUUUGUUAUGAACUUUGCUUUUCGCAACUGUCUGUCAACAAAACAGUGGGUGAGAUAUAUCAAAGUGUUGUGUUCUGAAAAGUGGUGUGAAAAGAGAAGAGUCGAGAGUGGAAUGUGCCUGCUUGUUGCACUAGUUUCAAUAAUACAGAAUAAAUCCAAACUCUUGUUCUUGUGCAGCAAGAUUUUUAAGGCUGAUUCUUCACAAAAAUCCCAAAAUAUAAAAAAAGGUUUAAGACAGGUCAGAAACGGUCAGUAACAGAAUUUUAGACAACUGUAGUUGAGGGUUCAUUAUAUUAUUUUGUGGGUUGUUUUCAGCUGUGCUUCUCUUUUUUUCAUUUUAAGUGACAUGGGUUUGUAGAUUCAUUCUGCAAUAGUCUGCCCCUAUUGAUGCAUAUAUUGUCUGCAUACCUGUACAGUGGUAGCAGAUUGGAUAAUUCUGCGCUGUUAUGGAACAGAAAUAAAAGAGGGUAAUUCUUGCCUCAAAUUAUCCCUUUUUUACAUGGUUGGUGCCUUUUACUAGUGUUUUUUUUUUUUGCAUAGCUUCUGCACUGCUUUGCCUUUUCUAUUAUGUUAUAUUAUAAUAAAUUGCACUAUUUAUUUUGUCACAUUUUGCAGACAUCUGCAGUUCAUGCCAAGAAAAUGGGAGUAAAGCUGCAUAAGGAUGUAACCAUAUUUUGGCAUCGGAAGAAAAACAGUGAGUGCUAAAAAUGAUGGAAACUGUUAACUAUUGAUCCUCACGAGGAAAGAAUGAUUUGGAUUGUGAAUGAAAUAAUGACAAUUCGAAUAUUUUUAUUUUUGUUUUGUUUUUUUAAGGCCCGAAUAAAAAAGAAUCUUCGUCCUCUAAGAAUACAAGUCUUGAAGACGAAAUGGAAGGUCAACAGAGCGAGGAAGAAAGCCCUUUGCUGACGUCACCUAUGAGCAGAUCCACAUUCCAAAACCUAACUGCUAGCAGAGGAUCUAAAGGGUGAGUGUUAGUUUAAUUUUACAAGAUAGUUUGUUUUUGCAAGUAUGCAGUAUGAUGUGUUCCACAUAUUCACUUUACAUUGUUUCUAUAGAUUGCCAAACAAAAUGUCUAUGGUCUCAAAAACUCUUCAGUUUGACACUGAGAGCUCUGACCUCCAGGCGUCGACUCCAGAUACUACAGCAGCAUCGCUGCUACCUAUGCUCUCACAUCUUGUGGGGACUGUGGCAGAAACAUCAGAAGAGAAGUAUCGACUGCUGGACCAAAGAGACAGAAUCUUGAGACAGGGUGGGUAUUUGGUUAGUAGUCCCUUCCGUCUUCCUCUGAGCUGGAAUGUGCCCAUGAUUGGAGAUGAUUUAUGUGAGAGUAACUUGUAGAAUGAGUUGCUGCAAAAUGUGUCAUUACAAGAAUGUUAAGUUUUCUUAUUCUGCCUUCCACUGAUCAUUCAACAAUGUGCAUGGUUUAAAUUAGUUUACAGUGCUGCAGUCCUAAAAGUUGCUCCAACCACCAUGACCACUUCUGCAUUUUCAAGUGGUCAUAGUGGUAGGAGUCUGUAUGUGUCGUGUUUCUACUUGAAACACUGUAGAUACAGAGUGAUCUGCGCUUUUGUGCCGGGGUUUAAUUGCACCCUGGAACUCUAUUUCAGAUUUCCUAAUGUCAGUUCUGUGCAAAAAUUAUGUCUGUUGUCUGCAUGCAUUGCCUGUUGGCGACAUAUGUUAUCACCUUCAACACUCACCUUCUACACUUGCAGGCAGCACUUGGAAACCCUCUAUUCUUCAUCUCCUUCACAUGCAUUUCACUAACAGCUCUCUCUCCAUGCAACCGACCUCCCCUUCACUUACAUUACACUAUCAGCUCUCUCUCUCUCUCUCUCUCUCUGUGUAGCCGACUUCCCCUUCACUUAUACAGCUCUCUCUCAGAACAGCCCUCCUUCCCACCUCCCCUUUAGAACAUUGACACUAUGAGCCCUGCCUCCAUGCAGCCCUCCCCACUCCUCUUCCCUUACAUUAGACUCACGGACCCCUGAAGGAUAACACAUUGAUGACAUAAGGCGUGGAACAAAUUGGGUAGAACUUGGCCCAAUGUUGAUUUCAGGGUAAGUAUCAAGCUAUUUUACAGGUUUUUGUAUAAUAAAUGAAGGGGGACCAAGUGACAAGUACCCAAUCGGGAAUAAAAAAAGGGUUGGCAUAACCCUUUAAUAAUUGUAAGUUUGGUUUACUUUAUUUGUACUUUAAAAUUCUUCUGUGAUGUUGUAUUUACAUUUUUUUGUCUCUGUAAAUAUAAAACGAUACAAAGUGAAAGUACCUGAAUUGAUGAGGGAGGUUUAUACUAACGUUACUUCCCUUUUACUUGCAUGGUUUGUUGUCCCACAUUUGUUAUUCCUGCCUUUCUUUCUCACUUCUCUGUUUUUGCAGCCCGAGUGAAACGAACAGAACUAGAUCAGGCUAAGGUUUUUGUGGGAACAUGUCCUGAUAUGUGUCCAGAGAAAGAACGGUACAUGAGGGACACGCGACAGCAGCUCAGCAUCUAUGAAUAUUUUCCAGGAACUGACAAGGUAUGGUAUCUGUGUGAUGCCAGACAGGGACAUUGCUUUUUAAACUACUGGUCUUGCUACAUUGGAGAGUUAGUGUGACACUUUCACAGUGGAACCCCAAAAGGGAUAAAGAUUGUUUCUGGUAUUGCAGCUGCUUAAAGCAUGACCUCCGUAAUGGUUGUAUCUUGAGAAUGGGACAGUGGAAUUUGAGACAUUCCAUAUUUUUUGAAGCACAAGCGUUCAAAUGUCAUUAGCAGAUAUCUGCAGAUCUUCUGUAUUGCUCAAAUCUCUCGUAUUAGAAGCCUUUGCUGCUGCAGAAAAUAAUCACAUUACAAAACUAAAAAAUCCUCAUUUUAGAAAAAAAAACUACUUGGGAUGAAAGUAGCAGGAAUUACUAUAUUAAAGCAAAAUUUUUCAUUUGUAACUUUUCAUGUUUGUCUUUUUAUUUUGGGUCUGUUUUAUGUAACUGUGUAUGUUAAUGUGUAAUAUGUACAGGUUCGGUUUUUUUUUUCGUUAUUUUUUUUUUAAUCCUCAAAUGCUGAUAAAAACUAGUAUGGUUGAGUUGACAAUACCUGUUUACAGAAACUACUGUUUUGAUCUGAAGGAUUUCGAUUAUACGUUUUUUCUGUCAUUUCUAGCUUGAUCAUGCAGCUACUAUCAAAGAGUAUAGUCGUUCCUCCGCUGAUCAGGAGGAACCUCUGCCUCAUGAGCUACGCCCAGCACAUGUUCUUAAUAUGACUAUGGAUUACCUGGUGACUCAGAUUAUGGAUCAAGGAGAGGGCAAUUAUCGGGAAUGGUAUGACUUUGUUUGGAACCGGACCCGUGGGAUCAGAAAGGUGAGCGCACUAGGUGACCUAAAUAAUUCAGGCAUCAUUUUUAAAACUAUCUCUAGAAAGUAAAGCAGGCUUUAAAGUGGAUAUGUCACAUUUUAAAUAUUGUUAAAAUAUUUUUGGAUCUCAAUUAAUUAUUCUAGCUAAUAUGUUUGUUUUAAAUAUUUUUAUUUUAUUUUAAUUGUGCCCACUUUGAGAUCAGUUGUCAACUAGGCCUUUAUAACAAGUUUUAUUAAAGUAUACAUUAACGAUUAUUCCUAUCUCAUGUAAAACACCAAUUCCCAGACUCAUUUCAUUGAAGUGUAUGUGGACCUAACUUUAUAUGUGACUUGAGAAAUUAUGAGAAAAGAUCAGAUUUACAUACAUAGAAGGAAAAUAUGUUGAUGACUUUCUAAACAAUGUAAUGUGCAUGAUUCCUUUGUAACUUGUUUUAAAUUAAAUUAGAGUUUCCUUUUGACGUUUAUUUUCUGUAUAUCUUGGCAGUGUGUAAUACAAUACAAACAGUGAAAAAUAUAUCUGUUAUGAUAACCUUUAUUUAUUAAAUAAUUAAACCUUCUGAUAUAUGAAAGCUGCUGCAACUGUUAUUUUUUUUUCUUAGCAGUCAGUGGUUGUUUUUUAUUUUUUUUUCUCCCAUGCUUCAGAACAAUUUUUAUGCACACUACCUGGUUCAGGAACACCCCUCUUGGGUGGGUCGUUGUAAAUCAGAAGUUAUAUGUCAUAAAGAAAGUUUUGAAGCACAACCUAAAAAAAGUACAAAAAAAAUAAAACCCAAAUGUUUUACAUCUAGCAUGCUGAAAAUAUUUGAUACUUGUUAUUAAAUGUAAAAGUUCAGGAGAAUUCCACUUGAAACCCUUUAAAUGUUCAGGAUAUUAUAAUCAUGUGAUAUUAACGCCUUUUUUUUUUAUAGUCCGUUCUUAAAAUGUGAGUGAUUUGUCUAGAUGGAAAGGGUGUGUAUAGCACAGCUGAUAAUUCCAAUGAAUGCUUUUUGUCUCAUGAAGGACAUUACCCAGCAGCAUUUAUGUGAUCUGACGACUGUAACUCUGAUGGAGAAGUGCAUGCGUUUCCACAUACACUGUGCCUACCAACUGUGUGAGGAGCCCAUAUCCUCAUUUGAUCCAAAGAUCAACAAUGAAAACAUGACAAAAUGUCUGCAGAGCUUAAAGGAGAUGUACCAGGACCUAGAGAAUCGUGGGAUAUCCUGCCCUUGUGAGCCAGAGUUCAGAGGUUACAGUGUCCUGCUUAGCCUAAAUAAGGGAGACAUUCUCAGGUUGGUAAAUUAGUCACAUCAAUGUGGAAAAAGUUUUAUACGCCUUCAUUGAGACAAGUAAAAUCUUCUACACAAAUAUUGUCUAUAUGUUUUUUUACUUUUUGUGCUCCACCAACCCUCAUUUUCUUUUUCUCUUAUUUUUUUUUACUCUGCUCUACUUUUAAUACUCCCUCCAUUGUUUGUUCCUUAGGGAGGUGCAGCAGUUUCAGCCUGUUGUCCGUAAUUCUGCAGACGUGAAAUACGCAGUCCAAGUGUUUGCCGCAUUGAACAGUACAAACUUUGUCCGGUUCUUUAAGCUAGUUCAGUCAGCAUCUUAUCUGAGCAGUUGCAUCUUGCACGGUUACUUCAACCAGGUAAGAAGUAGAUUGAAUUACUUAAUGAAUGUAAAGGAUCGGGAACGCUGAAAAAUUACACAUUUCUUUAAAUUUUCUUUUAUCACCUACAAGUUGCAGUUUCAUGUUGUUAUAAAUAUUGGAAAGGUGAGUCAACUGUCCAUAACUUCGUUUCAGGGUUAACGCCAGAGGUGGCUUAGAUGAUGCUAUGUCCCAUUAUGCUUUGCCAGCCUUAAAGGGACACUCCAGGCACCCAGACCACUUCUGCCCAUUGGAGCGGUCUGGGUGCCAACUCCCAUCACCCUUAACCCUGUAAGUGUAAUUAUUGCAGUUUUUAUAAACUGCAAUAAUUACCUUACAGGGUUAAGUCCUCCUCUAGUGGCUCUCUAUCAGACAGCUACUAGAGGGACUUCCGGCUUCUUAAAACACGAAAGUGUUUUAAACGAUGAUGGACAUCCUCACGCUUUGCAUGAGGACCUCCAGCGUCGCCGGAAUUCCCAUUGGAAAGCAUUGAAUAACGCUUUCCUUUGGGGAGGUCUAAUGCCCGCGCACGACCAUUGCCGCGCAUGCGCAUUAGGUCUCUCCCGCCAGCUGACGUCGGCAGGGGAAGAGUGUGGGUGUAGCCUGACCAAGCACAAGGGACAUUGGCGCUGGAUUCAGGUAAGUGACUGAAGGGGUUUUAACCCCUUCAGCAACAUGGGUUGGUUGGGGGGGCGGGGAGGAGGGCACUGCAGGAUUCUGCAGUGCUAGGAAAACUGAUUUGUUUUCCUGGCACUGGAGAGUCCCUUUAAGACCGUUGUUAAACAGCAGUUGGGGUGAGGAUGGUGGUCUACAUUUUGUCAGCACCUGCUUUACGUCAUUUUCAAGAAGCUGACUGGUUGCUCUUAGCUUAUUUUAUGUACAAAUAAUUUUUAAGGAAAAAGUGCCAUCCUAUUUAUAGAGCUAUGGCAAAGCCACACAAUGUUGUACUUUGUAUGGAAAACCUGUGUGUUUUCUUUGCAGAUUCGACGAGAGGGUUUGCGGGCCCUUAAUGUUGCAUAUACUCCAAGCAUCCAGAGACCCACUUCUUUCCCCAUGGAGAACAUAAUGCGUUUGCUCUUUUUCCACGACACUCAAGAGGCAGCGGAGUUUCUCAGUUUAUAUGGCCUGAGUUUGUUUGACGGGUGAGCUAGCAAGUAUUUGGAGUGGAAAUCUUAAAAUUAGGACCAUGAAAGCCUUCUGUCUUUUAAUGCUAAAAUGAACUCUUUUUUAAUAAAGGUACGUGGAGCUAAACCGUUUGGCAUUUGCUGAACCAGAGAUUCCGCCUAAUCCUAAGAAGUGUUUGUUUAUCAACAACAAGUGUAACGUUUCAGUGGGAGAAAUAGUGAAUGGUGCACCUCUAGCACCAUACUUAAUUCAUCAUCCCGUAUGCAGCUUUGAUGCUCAGAAUAAGUUUACAGGUGGAAUCAGCAUUGUGGAUCAGGAAAGAAGAAUUUGCCAAGAGACAGCUGGUAAGAGAUGCAUUCUCUUAUUUUCCUCUCCUUUUAAACAAUUUCAAUUUUCAUGCCUAUUUUGGAACACUAUCUAUCUCUACCACCAUAGGAUAAGCAUGCAGAAUUUGUACGCUUCAGUUUUUAGAGUUUAUAUUUAGAGUUUUUACCCCACGCCAAUGUAUGUUGAAGCCUGUAUAUUUGCAGAACUGCCUUUCAUGGAAUUCCAUGAAAUGGCAUGCUGCUAUCUGUAGUUUUGUAUGUAAAAUUUCUUCCAACAUAAAGGGUGACCCUUCACAUUCAUUGCACGUUUGCCUACAUACAUUUUAACUUAUCUGAUAAUUGUGUUUUUCCUUUUUAGUAUUUAGUAAUUACCGGUACAUCAUGUAGAAGAGGUGAUUACAUUUGGGCAGAUUUUCUUUUCAGCCAAUAGGCAAACCUCAUAUGAAACUUUGUUACUCCCCUUCCUCUGCCUUAGCUAGACAGUUUGAUUCCUAAACACCCCCCCACCCCCCUAAAUUAGAUUAAAUUGUAGAAAUUGAAGAUUUUCUUUUCUUCAAGCACUUGAUUGUAGAUGGGCUUUAGGCUUUGUGUCCACCAAUCCCUUCUAUGUGAACUGUGCUAUAUACAGGAAAGGAUGGUUUGGGCUACAGAUCUUUACAGAACCCUGCCUUGUCCUUCAAGGCUAAAUAUGGAUUCUUCCACAAAUAUCUUGGUGGAGAUGUAAACUUUCUAAAAUAAAGUUUUUUUCCUUGGCACCUCCCAGGUUAGUGAUUUUUUGUUGUGUCGUAGUCUGUCUCUCUUCUGGAUAUGUGUUGCAUUAUGUGCAUGGGGACCCAUGUAUUCAGCAGCAUUUGUCACUAUUCCUUCAGGGUUGAUAAUAUUUGUCAGGUUUAUUUGGUUAUGGGCAUUUUAAUAUUGGCUAGCACUUCUGUUGUUAAAGGAGAAUGGUCACCCUAUUAAAGGUGAUUGCAGCAUUUACUGGGGGUUAAUAAUGCUGCCUAGGUAAGUCUCAAAGAAAAAAGUACUUCCCUCCACUUCAUUUCCACAUUGUGGCAACAUCCCUGUCCCAUGAUUCUUCAGGCACGCAUUUACACUCUGGCAUCUCAGAGAAAUGCUAUCCAUACAUGUGUAUGCAAAGCAUUUUCUCUAUCAGUGCCAUAUGAAUUUGUGAGCAAUGCAUAUUGCACUGUAAGUGUUAACAAAUUUAGAUACUUUGCCUGACUUCACCCUGCAAGCAUGUAAAUUAAAUGAACUAUGAAGAAUUAGAGGGAGAUAAAUAGCACAAGCAAUUGUUAACUUUUAGUUUGAUAUUAGUUUGUAAUAAAAUUGAGGAAUUGGUGUGAUGUUUCAUAGUCCACCCAUUGUACAGUGCUACGGAGUCUGAUGGCGCUAUAUAAAUAAUAAAAUAAUUAUAAUAAUCUUCCUAAUAUUUAUACUUAAUGAUCUGAUUGUUAGGAAGUCAUAGACUUUAAUUCUGCCUGUAACCCCUUACCUCCUAACAAAAUACAUGCUGUGCUAACUAUUGUAUUGCAUUGAAAGCAAUGCAAAAUUAAAGUUAGCCCAUAGUGCCCCUGCAUUUGUAUGUCAGGGCUUCUAUCUGUUCCUGUCUCUGAUCCUCUCUGCAAUGAGAUGUAAAAAGCAUUGACUGUUUUUUCCCAAUCCUAAAGGACAUAUUUUAAUAGCCAGGUAGGUGAAGUCUGGUCUAAGCCCACUGAACACACCUCUCUACCAGCCGCGUUAGAUUGAGAACAGAGUUUGACUUGGUUGUGACUGGGGAAAGCACCUCUAGCCGCUGUCAGGAAAAGAGCCUUGAGAAAUGUGUUUAACCAUGCAAUGAAAAUAUUGCCUACAAAACGGUAAUGUUUUACACUGCAUGGUUCAAAUAGCAGGGGUACUGCACACUGACCACUUCAUUGAGAUGAAUUAAUCUGGGUGCCUUUUGUGUCCCUUUAACCCCUUAAGGACACAUGACAUGUGUGACAUGUCAUGAUUCCCUUUUAUUCCAGAGGUUUGGUCCUUAAGGGGUUAAGAUGUUGAGUGAAACAGAGGUUGAAUGGGUGUCCAACAAUGUAACUUUUGCUAUAAUUCAGCUGGAUGCCAUUUCUUGUAUAGACAUCUGAACUUUGUACCCUCUUUUUGGGCUCCUUGUCCUUUCUGUAAUUGGAAAUUCAAUUGCAAACUGUAAGGGUCCCACCAUGGCCUGCCUCCACAUUCAGAUGAAAAUCAGAAUUAAUACAUAUUGAUAAGUUGAUUUAAUCUUUGUAGAAAGAGUUUGCAAAGUUCCACCCCUUCCACAUAUGUUUUUAUUACCAUUUUCUUCUUUGUUUCUUCUCCAUAUAUCUCCAUAGAUCGUAAUAAUAUUUUAUGGUUAAACAUAAAUUUAAGUUUUGGAGUUUUUGUGUUUUUUGGUGCAUCAUUUUCAGAAACAAAUGUAGUAGUCAAAACUGCUGAGGCUGAAGAGGUUGCAAUCAAACGUACAGUUGUAUUUCAAUCAACCCCUGUGGAGCCAACCGUUCCUACCCAGACUGUAUUCAAGCCCAUCUUUCCACCUGAACGGAUGCCAUCUCCACCUAAACCUAUUUACAGUGACCAGGUAUGUGUAUCUCGAUUGUGUGCGGACAUGUUAUCAUGUAAUAUGUGGAAAACAACUGAUAAAAAGUCCUCAUCAGUGACUUACGUUGUUGUUACAUAUUUAUUUGUAGGAUAUUGCUCCCGUGCUUGAGGACCUUGUUGAAGAUGUACUCAAAGAAUACAGUAUGGAGCUCACUAAAGCGGGAGUUUCAUAUGUUUCUUUUGCCAUGAGGUAAAGAUAAAAUGUUUUCACCACCCCACUUUCUAUGUUAUCUAUAAUGCAUAACCAUUCACUUUAGUCCCUGUGUUACGAUUUUUGUCUUAUUUUGUUGCUCUUUUGGUAGUUUACAUGGUUUCAUUGUAUCUAAUGGCACAUGCUACUAUAAGUAAUUUGCCAAAUUACUUACUGCGCACUUUAACUUUAUUUUCCAAUAAUUCUCAAUCAGUCAUUCUAGCUAAAGUGAUACAACCCAAAAAUAUUCUGAAAACACAGAUCAGGAUUUCUGUAACUGUGAUUUAUGUUGAUUAAAAAAACUUUCUUUGUUUUGUUUUUUUGUAAAACAACUAUUUAGGUAUUCUAGAGAUAUUGGGAGGCACGAUCACUGUAAUUUCAAUCUGACACUUUAAGUUGGCAUCAAGCCUAUUUGAGAAAAAACAACCAGAGUAUAUAAAUAUUAUAUAAUAUUUUAAAAAGAUCUAUAACAGAGGAAAGCAGACGACGAUAAAGUACUGAAAUAAAACUUUGAUAUCCGUGUAUGAACAAAUGUCAUCUUGCCCUGAAGUAGGUAUAACCUACAGAAUGGAUCUCAAAUAUAGUAUAAUACAAUUGUUUCUUAAUUACACUGUAACUUCAAACAGUUUGCUAUUGUGUGAAAAAAUAGACCCCUUUAGUGCUUGAACAGACUGCUACACGUUCAUACAUAGUGGAAUUGUCAGUUCCAAGGAUUUUCCAAAUUAUGUUUACUUAUCGUGUGGGUUUCUGAAAAUUAAGCUUAAAUGUAGAAAUCAAUGCUGCUGUAUAUCCCUCUAUCCAGGAGCUGGGCACCUCCAUCUUUGUCUCCAUCAUAAAUGUUGACCUUUUAUGCCAUUAAAUAUAGUUUGUGCAAACGAAGAAGAGGAAACAAUGUCCAUGUUCUCCUUCUCACUUGCAAUGUAUACCCUUGCUGCGCCUAACCUGAAAUGGAUUGUAAUAUAUAUUUUAAAGGUAAAAAAGUGAAUACCAUUCUGGGUGAUCUUCAAUGUUUUAGUCAUUGGUGUCAUUUACAGAGAAGUGUCAGUUUUAUUUAAACCCUUUAAAAACUCCAUGAUUUACCAACCACAUAAUCUACCCACCAGGAAAACAUUUUUCUAUGCUGAUGAGUUUAAAUGAGUGAGGUGUCAUUUUCUAUCCUUCCAAAUGCACACUUUCCAAUCCCUUCUUAUUUUAUGUUUUGCAGAGAGUCCUCUUUGCUUUCAGAUGGUCUUUUUACAGACGUGGUCUCAGAAUUAACACAGAAGGUUGCAAAGGAAGUAAUUCAAAUGGAGACUCUGAGGGUACAGGAUGAAAAACGUAGGAUAGAGGAAGAAGCCAGGUAAGCGGAACACUGGCAAUUUUGCAGGAUAGGGAUACUCAUUAAAUAUUAUUAUUGUGAUAAGAAAUAGUCAUUUGUUAGCGGAACAGGGGCGCAAUGAAGGUCAAUUUACUAGAGUUGUUCAUCUUGUUUAAUUUUGUUGUUUAUCUUAGAUUAAAGCAGGAGAGGGAGAAGUUGUUGACUUCAAUAAGCAGUUCCCUGUGCAGAGAUUUACUCCACAAUGUUUUAACUAAAGAUAUCUACAGUAUUGCAAGUGAAGGACUGCAGUAAGUAUUCUAAAAGAGUACCAAACUGUGAUGUGUGUUUAAACUUGAAUUCAUCUGUUUUUCUUCUUAUGCAACUCCUGCAUAUCUGUGUCAGAGGAGAACAAUUAAGAGGGUUAUAGAGAGGAGAGGUUAGUGUGUAAAGGGAAAGUAGGAAGUAAGGAUAGACGCAAGACAGAUGUGCUCAACUAGAACACAACAAAAAAUGAAUUGCGUAGUUGUGUUGACAUCAAACUAGACUUUCGAUUCACACCCACUGUACCCAUCUGCUGGUAGUAGGCAAGUAUUGCAGAAUGCGAAUAAAAUUUAACAAAACUCAACAUAGUAGAAGGGGGGAAGACUUGUAAUAAUACAAAAGGAAAUUUGUAUGUCUAUUCAAGUCAUGCAAUGCACUGAUACUCAAAAAUAGGUAUAUUCUAGUUGUUCCCGUACAUUGCAGAAUGUGUGUAAAAAAGCAAUCUAUUUUAUAUAUGAAAUAUUUUUUAUAUGUGCCAUUGGAGACAUUCUUUACAUUACCAUGCACAUAUGAAGUAUCGGAAGGAGAAACUGAAGGGGAAAGUUGGAUUUGCUAAAGAGACGAUAAUGUGGAAAGAGAAGGUGUGAAUGUGUACAGAUAAGCAAGAAAAAUUACUUAACUGGUCUCCAGUAUAAAUUGCCAAAUUGUAGGAUCAUGGAACCAGAAACUAGCAAUAUACACCAGGUUUAUCCCUCUGAGAUCAGUGAGCAAAUAUUGCAAAGUACGAAUGGAAAAAAAAAGAAAUCUCUAUGUUAGAGAAGGCAAAAAAACCCUGUAUUAACAGGAAGUGUAUCUGGUUGACGCACUGAUACUAAAAAGUAGGUGCAUGCUAUUUGCUUGUAACAAACCUACAUAUGUUUAAAAAAAAAGAAAAAAAAAAAAAGAGAGAGAGACAGACUCCCACGAUGUCUCCAGUGUGUCACCAUUCCAUACAAAAGGAGUGCCUCGCAGCCCAGGGAGUAAUAGAAUUAUUGCCCUGUUGGUAAAUAUUAUUUCUUGUAAAAAAAAUGGGGAGGAGGCUAACAAUCUUAAUAACGAAAACAUUCUUGAACCAUAAUUGUAUGAUCCUGUAUAUAAAAAAAAAUAACAAACCAUAAAAUGUAUUACAUAUCCACAAGCCAUAAAUUCUGUCUCUGCAGCAGACGAGAGCCUUGCAGAUGUUGUUAGUCAGGUGGUCUGUGCACUCCAUUCAAAGUGUUCCCCACCCUUAGAGCAGCAUACAAGUGUGUAGUCGUACCUAUUCAAGGCAAAGUAGGGUCCAUUAUAUAGCAGGAAUCAAGCUAAACAGGCCAGCCUCAUUGGAACCCCCACAAGACACCCCCAAUUCACCAGCUCUCAACUCCUGAAUGCAACAUCUGGUGUCCCACCAGUGGAUAACAGGCCCCACCAGUACAUUAGACCUCUUGCCAUCCAGAUUUAGAUGGCCCCUGGUGCACAGGAGAACAGGGCCUAACCUCCCAACCUCCAUGAUAGGACUCAUAGCUUAAGACAUUGGCUUCUCACCUGGCACUCCUAUUGCAGCAGCUAUUUUUCAAGAGUUAUAGUUAAAACAGAAAAAUCAGAUCUCAAAACCGCUAAGGAGAACGUUACCGCCAUAAACUACCAACCAUAAUUGGACCCUCAGUGCUUGAGGUUCAGAAAAAAAAAAACAGGUGGACUGGGGUAACCUCAGCCUAUGGAGGAGGAAUGGGGACAGUAGCAAAGCUAUAUUCAAGACUGGUCAUUUGCAAAAGGUAUGAUGUUGCUCAGUCCACAGGAGACACCAGUCUCUUAGGAAAGCUGUUUCUAUCCUGCACACUGAUGUGGCGGCUUUCAACUGUGGUAAAUGGGUGGAAGUGAGUAUAUAAUAGACUUCUUCUAGUAGGUUUUAGUGGUCAUAUAGCUGGAUUCCCUGCUGCAAUUUUCACGAUAGCGGGCACUACACAGCAGGGCUGUGGGAAUAAUUUGAAGGUUUGCAGCUCAUUUAAGGUUUAGAUAUUGAAUCAAAAUUGCUGCAUUUUUUUUUUUAGAGUAUAGGCACAUGAGCUGGAGCUGCAUAAGAUUGUGAAUGUUCAGCUCAACAGUCUGGCUCUGCCCCUACCUCCAAGUAGUUGUGCACACCACAUGAACUUCACUGAUCCCUUUUUUGUUCUCGUUUAUGCUUUCUUGUCCCCACUCAUUUGUAUUUCCAAUGUUUACUUGCAGACAAGCUGUGCAGCUGGACCAUAGUGCUCGUAUUGCACGCUGUUCCCAGGAUGUGUGUGACCAAUAUCUUGGUCAGUUUCUUGAUGAGGAGAUGGUGCGGGUAGCCAGAGAAUCCCUACGUGAAAUUAAUUGUUACAGCAAAUAUAUGCAGAGGUGAGAUUUCACAGAACACUAGUACUGCACUACACACUGCCUUGUUUUUGUGGUAAUAGAAUACUUUCCUCAAAUGAUACAUGACUAUUGAAGGGGGAAAUGCCAAAACUUCUAAGCGUGUCUGUAUAAACCUCUGUAAAGGAACAUGAGCACCCUUUGAAAUUCAUGCUUUAUUAUUAGGUCAACAUUUCAGUUUUUGUUUUGAACCUUGUUUAAGUCACACGGGUAAUUCCUUUUGUUGGUAUAUCCUGCCCUAUUGUGGUCUUAGCAUAGUGUCCUCAGGUGAUCUUAUGAAAGUACCCUGUGUUUUGGACAUUUUGAGUGGCGUUAAGAAAAAAAAAAACGCAUUUGGAAAGCAUUUCUCAGCAUUUCUGCAAACCAGCCCAAUUUUGCAGUCUUUUGGAUAGAUCAAUAACCAAUACUUUGAGGAUUACACAGUUUACAUCACUGAAUAUUGUCAAUACCAAAUCCUUUCUAAAAACUGAAAUUGUGAAACACAGAGAGUUUGUAACUUUCCUUCUAAAUUAACUGUAAAAUGUAAUUAAAAAAGGAAUAUGAUCUAUUUAAUUACAUGAGCAGUUCCACAAUUAUCAAAUACAUAUGCUAAUUUGUCAUCAGAUGGAGAGAUGUUUUGGCUUCCCGAAAGAAACUGAGGCGUCAGAUGAGAGGGUUUCCUGCUGCUCCCGGUUCUGUGGCUCAUGAUGACAAACUGAAGGCAUUAAUUCCCAGUGCUACUUUAACCGUUGAUGUACAGAGCCUUGCCAAUGGAUUCUUAGACAUGGGGCAUGCUGGAAAACUAAGCGUGUCCAUCACCAGGUAAGACCAUAAGUAAUAUAUUGCUGUGGAAAUGUCAAUUGAUGUUAUUGCAGUAAAAAUGGGAUGCAAUUACUUGCCCAUUCAUUUUCUGCAGUGAGGUGUAUCAUCCUUCAAUGUUCACAUCAUGCCCACAGUGCUGUGCCCUUCAAAAUUCUAUUUUUUUUACAGGCUCAUGCAGCUCCGAGAGCAGACUUUCCAGAAAAUGAAAGUUCAACAUUAUUUUCAGGAGCUCCUGUGGUAUGUGCCCAAUAAUUUUUUUAUUUUUAUUUUUAUUUUUUUUAAUGAAAAUGUUUUUUGGGUAGACGUCUUCCUCACUCUUCAUGUCAUUACUCUUACAUCUGUUCCCCUCACUGUAGUGAUGCCGCAUGGUCUCCUUUGGAUUUACCUCCACUGAUUGUACAGCACCUUUCAUCGUGGAAAAAAUGUAUUUUUUGGAAGGUAGUUCUUAUUUUACCAGAAUAUGAUGAACCCAAUGACCCUAACUGGUGAGUGAGAUUUGUGUGUGAUCCAAGACGUUUUGUGUAAUGAUUUUGGUUUUCUUUUCUUCUUUACUUUGAUGUGAUGGGGCAUUCUAAUGGCCAUAAAAUACAUUGUUUGCUGUCAGAUCAUGUUGGUACUUUUCUGUCUUUUUUAUGGUUUAUUCUGUAUUUUCAGGUGUACAUAUUAUAUCUGUUAUAUAGCAAACAAAACUAAUUCUAUUGAAUCCAGUUUCUUGGGGCAUCAGAGAACCCUAGUCCUAUCUGAAUCCCAAUGAGGUCAUUUUUGUAUAGGUUGAUAACAGCUCCAAGCUUCAUUAUGCAGUGAAUAAACUAGUAUCUGCCAUACUAGAAGCUAGUAUUUGGAACAAUUAUCCAUACUUAAAAUAUCUGCACUUGUGUUCCAGGGGAAGUGCUGUUUGGUGUAAGUUAGCAUGGUUUCCCUUCCUGGUAUUUCAUGAAGAAGCCGACUUAAGCACUAGACUACAUCUCCCUAAUACUUUGCCAAUAUUAUGGCUGUAAGAGCAUUAUGGGAGAUGUAGUCUGAAAUGAUGAAUGGUGCCUACCCAUGCACUAGACCAUUUUUUUGACUGGAGGUGACCCCCACUUUCCAACCUGGAUGUAACAUUUAGCUUAUUUUCCAGAUUGACUGACCAGCUAAAUUCCUUUCUAGAGUUUGCUGAAUAUUCUGUGAGAGAGUGAGCAAAGCUUUGCUCUCUUACAGCAAGAUGAGUUAAGAACAUUGUCAGAAUGUUUUCUGUCUUGUAAAUGACAUGGCAUUUCCUUUUCUUGUUCCAAACUAGAAUGUAUGUUUUUCCACCCUCAUCAUGUUAAUUGUUUUUGUCACUAUCUUAAAUGUUACUGUGAGUGGUCGGUCUUCUCACCACAAAGAAAAAAAAAUAAAACAUAAAUCAUUGCAUGUAAUUAACACUAAACUCUUGAACAUUGUUCCUAUUCACUAAUCAUGUGAGCGUUUUUCACACUAGCCCCACCUGACAGUUGUGAAUCUUCCUUACAGCAUCCUUUCUGAGUGGUUAAAGGCAAAGUUCUACAGGAUGGAUAGUGAGGCCACACAGAACCAAGAACAGCAAGUACAGACACUAGCACUGUACAGCUCAUUGGAGAGACAUGGAGAGAGCUCUGUGUGUGUAAACGUGUGUGUGAAGGUGAGACUACAUCUCCUUGUAACAUCCAGGAACUUUAGUUUCCUCUUCUCUUCAUUUUAGCUAGGGAUCAACCGAUAUUGAUUUUUUUUUUAGAGCCGAUAAUUGGUGAACUUUCAGGCCGAUAGCCAUUUUUUUAAAAUAAACAAUUUUUUUGCUACGCAAAUCUACUGUUAACUGAACAUGUUUAUUUUAUUUAUUUUGCAAAUCUUUUUUUUAUUAGGAUAAAUGCCCAAAAUAUACAUGCCAGUCAGAAUUUUCUAUGUUUUCAAGAAUAUAUGUGUGUGUAGUGGAUGCAGUGAGAGUAUUUGAUUUGUGAAUGCAGUGUGUUUGUGUAGUGGGUGUAUAGGGAAUGUAGGGUGUAUAGGGAAUUCAGAGUGUGUUUGUGCCGUGAGUGUUUGUGUUUUGUGGGUGUGUGUGUGUGUGUGUAUGUAUAUAAUGAAUGUAGUGUGUGUGUUUGUGCAAUGAGUGUUUGUGCAGUGUGUGUAUAUAAUGUAUGCAAUGAGUUUGUGUAGUGUAUGUAUAGAAUGAAUGCAGUGUGUGUGUGUUUGUGCAAUGAGUGUUUGUGCAAUGUGUGUAUAUAAUGAAUGUCGUGUGUGUAUAUAAUGAAUGUAGUGUGUGUUUGUGUAGGUAUGGUGAGUGUGUAAAAUUGGGGGGGGAGGGGCUUUUUUAUUUUUUAAACUUUUUAAAAAAUAUUUAAUUUUUUUAUGUUUAUUUUAAUUAUUGCCACAGAUGGAGUAGUGUCUCCACCACUUAAUUUAUUUAAUUAUUAGCCCAACUGUGCAGGUGGACAGUGAUCUGUCCACUACAAAUUCUUUGAAUGGAAGCCCUGACCGAAUAUCCAAAGGUGAGGCAGGAGCUUUUAGUCCCCCCCUCCCUGCUUCUUACCUUGCCAGAGAGGGGGGAUAUGGCAUUCCCUGGGGGGCCCAGCACACUCUUACUUACCUUCCCAGCAGCUCCCUUCAGCUCCUCUGUCUAAGUCUCGCGGCCUGUGUGCCGUGCGGAGCGUUAUAAUGGUAACCCGUGGGACUCGCAAGAUUUACACUGGGGAGCUGAAGGUAAGGUAAGUAAGAGCUUGCUGGGCCCUCCAAGACCCUGAUGGCGGGCCUGGUCUGCAUUAUCGGCAAUAUCGGUAUUGCUGAAAAUACAGAACUUCGGCCAUCCCGAUAAUCGGUUGAGCCCUAAUUUUAACCUGUAUCUCCACUGUGUUUGGGAAAAAUUCCAUUUGGAAACACAAUCUAUAUCUAUUGUUUGUUUCUUCAAUCAGCUGCAGUCUACAAUUUGUAUGCUUAUUUUAUGCUUCACACUUCUUCCUGUAAAACUCUGUGUUAUCUGCUAAUUUUAGCUUGUAAAUUGCACCAUAAUUCCUUUUCUUAGUCUUUUUGUUUCCUCCAUCUCUUUACAUUAAAAUUCUGUCAGAAAUUCUUACAUGUCCAGUACAUCGAGUUUACAUUAUUAAUCCUGAAUCUGCAGGCAGUACAUGGGCCCAUCACUCCAUCUGAGUUGGAGCAAGCUGAGACUCAAAAACAGUUCUUGGGGACAAGUGGUGUUGUGUUCCUGUUGCCAACUCGACCCAAUGUAAAUGAUGAUGAUGAUGAGGAUGAUGUGUAUUGGAUCACUGCAGUACUCCAGCUUAAGCAGCUUCUACAGGCAAAGCCGUUCCAUCCCCCACCUCCCCUUGCAGUUCUUGUACCUGGGCAGUGCCAAGACUCAAUGAUUGAAGUUGAAGAAGGUCAGUAUUAAUCAGCCAUUACUAAACCUAGACUGAAACAUCAAUAUAUUCCCCACACAAUUAAGCAAAACCAAUCUAGUAUGUAAAAACUUUAAAAUCUUUGUAAUAACAUUGAUGUACAGAAAGGUAGUAUUAAAGUGACUGUCUCUUCCAAGUAUUUUUUGUAAAAUGUUUACUUUCCCUGAUUUUAACAAAUAUCUAUUUGUUGGUUAUGAAAAUUAAAUGUAAAUUUCCCACAUCUCUAUUUACCUCUGUCCUGGGACUGAGCGCCUCCAACUUUGCUUUUAGCACUUGUCAGUCAAAAUAGAUUGAGGAAGAGAAAGAAAGAUGAGAAGAUUUAGGAAACCGUAGUGUACUAAAAGUGGUGCAAGAAUGUCAGAGGAGAAAUCACCAGUGGAAUGUUCCUUCUGGUUUUCUUAGUGAUUGCCUCACUUUUAAUACAUGGUGGCACUUUUCAGAACAAACCGCUAUGAUAAAUCUCCGUUUAUAUACCUCUGUUUCUCUUCCUUCAAUGCCAUCUGUAGCUUUGCCUGUGUUGUGGCAUUGCCUGUACUAAACUGGAUUGUAAUGUCAAUUGUUAAAUAUUUGCUUCACAUAAAAAGUUUAACAUAAGUUAAAGGGACACUAAGCACCCAGACCACUUCAGCACAUUGGAGUUGUCUGGGUGCCAACUCCCAUCACCCUUAACCCUGAGCAUGUAAUUAUUGCAGUUUUUUUAAAACUAAAUAAUUACCUUGCAGGGUUAAAUUAUCCUCUAGUGGCUGUCUACCAGACAGCUUUCCUAUGGGGAGAUCUAAUGCGCGCGCACAGAAUAUCACAAAUGGCAAAACGAUCUUGCUUAAUGUGUCAAAUGUCAUCAUAGACAUGCUCAGCCUACAAAUAAAGGCCACCAACCUAUACUUUAAUUUUACAUUUUGCAAUGAUGUGAUUUAUUAUCUGUUUAACUUGGUUACAGAGACAUUCUUUCACUUUAUCUUCCCAAUGUUUAGCUUCAGUAAUAUCCCAGUAGUUUGAAUUUACUUUGUAAUGCCUGUGACUUGUCCUUCAUCCUUUAAUUAAAUUUGAUAAGUGGUUUUGUGCUGUUUUGUUUUUAUGUCUAGAACUGAAUCUUAAAGAUCUGGUUUCAUGUGGUCUACUCUCGGAGUAUGUAAUUCUCCCUAUCCCAGGUACUGUGAAUGACCUGCAAGGUACAAAGAAGGUAAGUGACAUGGUCCCAUCUAACAAUAUUAGUGAAAGGUAUAACUUAUUUGCCUUUCUAAGUUAGUCUGUUAUAUUCUUUUACACUAGUCUUGUAAAAAUCCAUAAUAUCUGUGUUACUCAGGACCAGACUUUCUUCUCCUUUAGUUUCUCUCUCUCUUUCCCUCUCUAUGUCCUGUCUAAUUCUCUUAUUGUAACUCUCUUAUUUUCGUUGUUUAUCUCUCUCUCUCCUUUAUUACUCUGCGUUUAUGUAAUGUAUAACUUCAAAAUAACAUUUUCCAGUACUUUUCACACUUUUUAUUUCGGCCCCUAUUUGUUUUUUUUCUUCUUCCUAUAACAAUGCUGUUUUUUACAGGUCUCUUCUGCCGUGCAGUUCCUUGUAUCCCACUGCCCUCAAUUCUUGGAGCUGCGUUCCCUCCCUUUGCGUCAAUACAUAGAGGAUGGUGUGUACAAUACCUUCAGCAAACACUUUUAUCAUGAUGCUUGUGAGCGCACAAAAGCAAAGCUGCCUCCACAGAAUCCUGCAGCCAUCAUUGACCUCUACAACUGUGCUCUCUCAUUCCUGGCAAAGGCUGUGUCUUUAGAAUAUCUUUCUGACCUUUCUUGGCCAGUCACAGAGUUUACAUGUCCAGAAGGAAGCUCUUUAUUGCCCCAUCUGGGUUGGAACAGCCUCACACACCUCGCCUGGCUGAAACAGGUUGUGCUUUCCUUCCAGUUACCACAGAUGGACAUGCCACCUCUAGGGGGUAAGAAUGGGGAUAACACUGAUGGGUAUGAAUGGCAAGAUCAGAAGGAAAUUGUUAAUGCAGUUGUUUUUGAUCAUGUGUGCUAUGAUAUGGCAAUUUACGGGAGGGAUCUAAAAUAUGUUUGUUUCUUACUGGACAGCUCCCUGGCUUCCUGUUUGUUCUAUGAUCCUCGAGUACGUAAGUCAGAUUUGUAAGUACCGAAAGUCUUUGCCUGUCCUAAUCUCUGAGGUAAAACAUCUCCUGUGGAACUCUUACAAGUCCUGGGAAGAGAGUAAUGAGGAAGCAGAUGGGAUGGGACCUCCUGUACAAGAUAUUCCCUGGAAUGGAUUAAUAUCUCUUUGUAUCAAUCACAAAUUGCGAGAGUGGGAUUCGCCAUUGAGAUCAGAUAAAUCAGGUGAGCUUGUAUGUGCACCCUAACAAUUCUUACUUUGACUGCUUGUGGUUCCACUGUAACAGGACCUUUUGCACCCAAAAUCCUAAAGUUUAUAAAUAAAUCUUAUCUGAGUAGAUAAUGUGCCUGUCCUUUUUGGUUGUAAUAAGAACUUUCUUUGAUAAAAUAUUUGUCUCUCCUUUAACUAUUUGGGUAAUGGUGAUUUUUGAGACUGUAAGAGAGAGACACAUACUGAGUAUGGGCAAGGGAGAGUACGGGAAGCACCUUAAAUUGUACAAUUAAAAGGUUACUCCAAGAACCAUGACCAUUUCAGUGUCUUGAAGUAGUCAUGGUGCUCAAAGUCUGUAUGUGCAGCAUUUCAGUGUAAAAUGCUGCACAUACAGAGAUAUUUCAGAUUGCUGUCGGAGGUGUAAUUCCAUCUCUGGCAGUUUCAUUAGUUAGCCCAGAACAAGUGUUCUUGGCUGGCUAAUGUAAAUUAUGUGCGUAAUCCAUUCCGAUGGUCAGAUGGUUAUUCAUUGUCUUGGUGCGCCCACCAGGGAAUGACAGGCAGGAUCGGCUACUGGCUUCUACAAAACCUGGAUGUGUAUAACCGAGCUAAGAGGGGGUUCGGAGUCUGACGGACUCCAGGUAAGAGGGCAAACUGUUGCACAACAGUUUGCCUCAUUACCGAUGAACAGCGACAACUAACACCAUAUUCACUACAGUGGUCUGUAGUGGUUAUGAUCUUUGGAGCCACCCUUUAAAUACUGAUGAUAUUGAAAUCAUAUCAAAAUUAAUAGGUAAAUAAACCAUAUAGGUGUAAAUUACAGCACAAAGCAGUUCUAAAGAACCAGCAAAAUGAGCUCUUAUGCUCCUUUUAUGUGUAAUGAUAGAAACAGUUUAACCAAUUCAUUCACAUGUAAUAGCAUAAUAGUAUAUUCUCUGAAGAAUAUAUAAAUAAUCCCGUGCUUCUGCUUGAUACCCUUUACCUGGAUUAAAAACUGGAGUAAAAAGCAUUUUUCAUAUAUGAUAAUUUAGUAGUACGUAAUAAAGAAUUGCAUACAAAAUCAAGUUCUUUGCAAACAUUUUUUUCACAGAAUAUUUCAGAUUACACAAUAAUGUGUUACUCUCCGCAGAUUCUAAGGAAGAAUUGCUUGUAUACUUUUUGGAAGAAGAAUUAAGUAAUUUUACACCUCCUGAGACAUGGGAAAAUGCUCGACACAACACACUUCAGUUUCUGCAGCAGUCUAAUGAUAGGUGAGUUGGUAAUAAGUAUUACUUUUGAAUUGUGUGAGUUCACAAAACAUGGUGUGUCUUUGCCUGUGUGCCUGUUGUUUAUAGUGUGAAAAGCCCCAAACGACUUAAACCUUUUAUUGGCAUCUUUUUAACUGUCUUUUGUCUUGUGUUCUUAUUAUAGUUCCCCUGGACAAAGGUUGCAUUCUCGACAAACACCCAAGGCUGUGGGCUCACUUCAGUUUACUUUCAACAAAGACGUGGAAGACAUGACAAUGGAUACAGAGACUGAUUACCAAAAAGCCAUUAGCAAGUUGAAACACACCAUAAAUGCUGAAAAGGAGGAAAGCCAAAGGUAAAGGAUUAAUAGUUAAAGAACACUAUAGGGUCAGGAACACAAACAUGUAUUCCUGACUCUAUAGUGUUAAAACCACUGUGUAGCCCCCUGGCUCCUCCUCACCCCUCUAAAUAUAACAAAAUACUACCUUUAUUCAAGUCUGCUGCUGGCUCACCCACUGAUCUGCCUGCUUGGCUGACAUCAUGAGAAGUGACAUCAUGAGAAGUGCUUGGCAUAAGAUUGGCUGAGACUGUCAAGGAGGCAGAUCAGGCGCAGAGCCUGCACAAGCCAAACACAGCCAUGGCCAAUCUGCAUCUCCUCAUAGAGAUGCAUUGAAUCAGUGCAUCUCUUUGAGGAAAGUCCAGUGUCUCCAUGCAGAGGGUGGAGACACUGAAUGAUGCAGCACUGCCCAGUAAGCACCUCUAGUGACCAGUGGAGGUAUCCCUAGGCUGUAAUGUAAACACUGCAUUUUCUCUGAAAACAUGGUGUUUACUGCAAAAAGGGGAAUGAUUAUAUUCAUCAUAACAAAUACAAUAAGCUGUAGUUGUUCUGGUGACUAUAGUGUCCCUGUAAUAUGAAGAGCAAGAUCUUCUUGAAGAAAUCUACCAUUAUGCAGUCAAGAAGGAUUGUUUUCCCUUUUUGUGGCAUAAUAGGAAAUUGCUUUCAAUUUUUAAUAUAUAUAUUUUUUCCUUUCCUUUGGAUCAGUAGAAUAAACAAAAGUGUGAAAGAGUGAAUUGAUGGACUUAAGUGUUUUUUCAAACUAGAUUACUAUGUAAUUCAUAAGACUAUAAAUUGUGAGGAAAAGCGCAGGACAAGGUAAGUUUCAUGUAAAAUGGAAAUAAUGAGUCAUAGGGGCAGUAAAAGCAUGUAAGCUGAUGGAGGAUAAUUUGGUAAAUAGUAUUCACGUUGAUUUCUUGGUUUUCAGGUUUGAAGAAAAACUGCAGCACUUACUUGAAGAGAACGCUCUGGAAAAGUCUGCAUCUCUCUGCCUUCCACUAUACCUACCUGAGGCUCUACUAAAACCUUCAGGAAUUCUGCCUGAAGUAAUGGAUGGAAGUCUGUGUAUUGCCUCUUCAUCUAUAAAAAGUACUGCAUGUACGCCUUUCUUGCAAGAAUCGUUAAGAAAUGCUACUAUGUGUGUUACAGAAAGUGUUAUGGAUAGAACACCACUGUCAUGCUCUUUAACAGACACUAUGGACGAACUACGCAGGCAGCUGAGAGUAAAUCAGCAGGAGGACAAGUCUUUUGAAUUGCACUUGAAGACGCUAUUGGAUGUGGGAGAACUUUAAGCAGAUAUUUGUUGCUUAACACAUGUUGCAGACAUAAAACUGCACCUAUCAAAACCUGUGAUACAUUGCUUUUGUUACUAGAGAUGGCGCCAUGGGUAGAUGGCGCUCCUAUGAUCUCAGUCUCUAUUUGUUUAAGUCGAUUUCAUGUUAUUUGCUUAUUUUCCCCAGAGGUGUAUAGUUAUGGGGCUGAUGGGUUGAUAACCGCAAUCUGUUUAUUUUAAGUAUGACAAAAGAGGAUUCUAUUUUUUCGUUUGUUUUAAAAUGUGUAAAUAAAAUUACAUUUUUGUUUUUAAAAAACCAAAAUAUUAGAAACCAA